CUUGCCCUCUUCUGGGACUUCCAGACGACUUCAAAUAGUAUUUGGGCUGACAUAAUAAUGACAUCCAGUUUGAUGUCUUCAUUCAAAAAGCCUCUUUUUCGCAUAGCUUCUUUGCGCCUACUCUCGGAGCAAUUGCAUCUCAAUGUCCCCGGCCAACCGGGCUCGGUUCCGCCUCCACAAUGCAUCUUAGGGUUGCUCCGGUAUCGAUUCACUGGCUACACUGCGCCCUUGAGACCACAGAUCUGUUAA
Molecule: messenger RNA, 249 nt
Organism: Protopolystoma xenopodis
Lineage: Eukaryota; Metazoa; Platyhelminthes; Monogenea; Polystomatidea; Polystomatidae
Source: the annotation of a GenBank genome assembly